CUCUCGCUUUCUUCAAUACCUCUGUAUUUCUCACAGAGGCCCUCUUUUCUUUAAGCUUCAAUCACUGAUUCUUCUCUUUCUGCCCAUUUCUUGGUUUUGAGAAUUUCGCUUUUGGGUUCUCGAUUUUCUCUACCUUUGGAAAGAUUUGGACGUUGGAAUCUUGGGAAAUCUACAUUGCUCAUAAAUGGUUCUUCUAGUUGCAAUGGAGUAUGAGACCAGAUUCAGACAGGCCCAGAGACCAAAAUACGACUGCCUUCUAUUUGAUUUAGAUGAUACACUCUAUCCUCGUAGUAAUGGCGUUGGUAAUGCAUGUGACCAGAAUGUCAAAGACUUUCUGGUGGAGAAGCUUGGCAUAGAGCAAAGCAAAGUUAACGAGUUAGGCUUUCUAUUGUACAAAAACUAUGGAACCACUAUGGCUGGUCUUAAGGCAAUUGGAUAUGACUUUGACUAUGAUGAAUAUCACAGUUUUGUCCAUGGGAGAUUACCUUAUGAGAACUUGAAACCAGACCCAGUUCUGAGGAACCUCUUGCUGAGCCUACCAUAUCGGAAACUAAUCUUCACAAACGCUGACAAGGUCCAUGCAGUGAAGGCGCUUAGCAGGCUUGGAUUAGAAGACUGCUUUGAAGGAAUCAUAUGCUUUGAGACACUCAAUCCCCCCAACAAGAGCACAGUUUCUGAUGAUUCAGAUGAUGAAACUGUGCAUAUGGGUUCAAGUUCUGAGAUCUUUGACAUUAUAGGUCAUUUUGCUCAACCCAAUCCCAGAACAGAGUUGCCCAAAACACCAGUUAUUUGCAAGCCAUCAGAAUUUGCCAUUGAAUUGGCCCUCAAAAUAGCCAACCUUGACCCACAAAGAACUCUGUUCUUUGAGGAUAGUGUCAGGAACAUCCAAGCUGGGAAACGUGUGGGGCUCCACACAGUGAGGGUUGGGACCUCUCAGAGAGUCCAUGGUGCAGAUUAUGCCUUAGAAAGUAUACAUAAUCUGAAGGAGGCUGUGCCUGAGCUUUGGGAUUCUGAGAUUAAAUCUGAUGUAGCUUACCCUAGCAAGCUUGCUGUGGAGACUUCUGUGACUGCUUGACUUGAGACUAUGUUUAGUGGUGAAAAAUAAAAUUUAAGAAUAAUUUAAAAAUAAUAAAUAAAGGGAAUAAUCAAAUAGGUUUAGCCAAUGUCCACCCUCCAAAAAAAAAAAAAAAGGUUUAGCCUUGUUAUUGGGGAUUCCCCGUCUCAAGUUGUAGCAACUGUAGCUGAUGUAGGUACUUUUGUCUGAUCAAAAUAAUUAAUAAAAUUGAUGUGAAAUUAUGAAUCCUUUGUGUCAUUUUCUUGUGUA
This is a messenger RNA of Neltuma alba, 1324 nucleotides long. Its product is annotated as suppressor of disruption of TFIIS-like. The record is from RefSeq and is a predicted model, not a curated record. The coding region runs from base 185 to 1075 and encodes 296 amino acids. The transcript is spliced from 10 exons. NCBI's taxonomy places the organism in Eukaryota, Viridiplantae, Streptophyta, Magnoliopsida, Fabales, Fabaceae.